This is a messenger RNA of Anisakis simplex (herring worm), 579 nucleotides long. Lineage: Eukaryota; Metazoa; Nematoda; Chromadorea; Rhabditida; Anisakidae. The record is from the annotation of a GenBank genome assembly.
UUGCUUUCUCAGGCGAGUCAACAAGGCGAGAAUGCACUACGUCAACAAAUUCAACGAUGCAACGAACAACGUGAACAGUUUCAAACGACGAUACAAAAUCUAAACUGCGAUAAACAAGGACUACAGAGAAAAUGUGUUCAAAUUGAACGUGAAAUGUUCCAAAUCCGUGAACGUUUCGACGAAAUGCUACGCAAUCGUCCGUCAUCGAGUGAAUGUGAUCACUGCAAACGAUUCUCAUCAAAUGUUGAUUUUGAUCGCAAUCGAUCCAAACCCUCAUUACCAUUAUCAGCUUCAAAACAGAAGGAUUCGUCAUGUACCAAUGAUGAACUGCGAUUAGAAGUUGAGCAGUUACGAGGUGAAAUCUCGACAUUACGAGAGACGUUGAAUGAACAGAUCGGAAUGUUCGGUGAUGAACGAAGACGCUGGGAAAUGGAACGAAAUAAGAUGCUUCAAUUGAACCCGUCCAAUUUAAACCCUUCUUUAUCAGUUUAUUCGAAUCGCUCAAAACCGCCACCCUCCAGUGCAAUAUCUACACAGCAGCAACAACAAUGUGUUGUGAGCGCCGAUCAGUUGAUUUAA